This is a messenger RNA of Echinops telfairi (small Madagascar hedgehog), 3398 nucleotides long. RefSeq names its product G protein-coupled receptor kinase 2 (gene GRK2). The transcript has 19 exons. The record is from RefSeq and is a predicted model, not a curated record. The coding region runs from base 39 to 2567 and encodes 842 amino acids. Gene Ontology annotation, biological process: regulation of the force of heart contraction; G protein-coupled receptor signaling pathway; protein phosphorylation. Gene Ontology annotation, molecular function: G protein-coupled receptor binding; ATP binding; G protein-coupled receptor kinase activity. NCBI's taxonomy places the organism in Eukaryota, Metazoa, Chordata, Mammalia, Afrosoricida, Tenrecidae.
AGCUCACCUCUCUCCCCUCUGGCAGCAUCCGCAGUGUCAUGCAGAAGUACCUGGAGGACAGGGGCGAGGUGGUCUUUGAGAAGAUCUUCUCCCAGAAGCUAGGAUACCUGCUCUUCCGAGACUUCUGCCUGAACCACCUGGAGGAGGCCAAGCCCCUGGUGGAGUUCUACGAGGAGAUCAAGAAAUAUGAGAAGCUGGAGACUGAGGAGGAGCGGUUGGUGUGCAGCCGGGAGAUCUUUGACGCCUACAUCAUGAAGGAGCUGCUAGCCUGCUCACAUCCCUUCUCAAAAAGUGCCACCGAGCACGUCCAGGGCCACUUGGCAAAGAAGCAGGUGCCACCAGACCUCUUCCAGCCCUAUAUUGAAGAGAUUUGUCAGAACCUCCGAGGGGACGUGUUCCAUAAAUUCAUCGAGAGCGAUAAAUUCACGCGCUUCUGCCAGUGGAAGAACGUGGAGCUCAACAUCCAUGUGAGUGGGUGGGGUUCGAGCCAGGGCGCCCCCUGGAGGCAGCCCGGGCAGGUGGUUCUCUGUGCUGUUCCCUGUACAGUUCUCUGUGCUGUUCCCUGUACAGUUCUCUGUGCUGUUCCCUGUACAGUUCUCUGCUGUUCCCUAUGCCAUUCCCUAUAUAGUUCUCUGUCUGUUCCCUACACUGGACUUACGCUGUUCCCUAUACAGUUCUCUACAUCAUUCCCUGUCCCACUCUCUGCUGUUUCUUACGUUGGCCCCACACUGUGUACACUGUUGCUUGCACUGUUUGCCGUGCUCUUCCCGAGGCUCUUCCCGAGACCCUUCCCUAUGCCCCGAGGCUCUCCCCUACAGUCUUCCCUGUACUGGCCUCUCUGCACUAUUCCUGCGCUGGUUCUUACAAUGCUUCCUGCACAGUCCUCUAUACUGUUCCCCGUGCUGUCCCUGCGCUGCUCCCCACACUAUCCCUUAUGCUUUUCCCUACCCUACGCCCUUGGCUGCCCCCUCCCUUCCUGCCUUUGCUUGAGCAGCACCCACUGCCCCAUAGGUCCCUGGGCCAUCAGCAUUCCCUCCAACCCCCCACCCCAGAAUCUCUGGUUUGUGUCCCAUGCUUGGAGUGGAGCCUCGCUGCCUCCGCAAAGGUCCCCAGAGCUAGCGGUGCGGUGCGGCCCCUCCCACAGGUACGCCAUGAAGUGUCUGGAUAAGAAGCGCAUCAAGAUGAAGCAGGGGGAGACACUGGCCCUGAACGAGCGCAUCAUGCUGUCCCUCGUCAGCACCGGGGACUGCCCCUUCAUCGUCGGCAUGUCGUACGCAUUCCACACGCCUGACAAACUCAGCUUCAUCCUGGACCUCAUGAAUGGUGGAGACCUGCAUUACCACCUGUCGCAGCACGGGGUCUUCUCUGAGGCCGACAUGCGCUUCUACGCAGCCGAGAUCAUCCUGGGCCUAGAACACAUGCACAAUUGUUAUGUCGUCUACCGAGACCUGAAGCCAGCCAACAUCCUGCUGGACGAGCAUGGCCACGUGCGCAUCUCGGACCUGGGCCUGGCCUGCGACUUCUCCAAGAAGAAGCCCCACGCCAGCGUGGGCACCCACGGCUACAUGGCCCCUGAGGUCCUGCAGAAGGGCGUGGCCUAUGACAGCAGUGCCGACUGGUUCUCCCUGGGCUGCAUGCUCUUCAAGUUGCUUCGGGGGCAUAGCCCAUUCCGGCAGCAUAAGACCAAAGACAAGCACGAGAUUGACCGAAUGACGCUGACAAUGGCCGUGGAGCUGCCUGAUUCCUUCUCCCCGGAACUCCGCUCUCUGCUGGAGGGGCUACUGCAGCGGGAUGUCAACCGGAGGCUGGGCUGCCUGGGUCGCGGGGCACAGGAAGUGAAGGAGAACCAUUUCUUCCGCUCCCUGGACUGGCAGAUGGUCUUCUUGCAGAAGUACCCGCCCCCACUGAUCCCUCCCCGCGGUGAGGUGAACGCAGCCGACGCCUUCGACAUCGGCUCCUUCGAUGAGGAGGACACAAAAGGGAUUAAGUUACUAGACAGCGACCAGGAGCUGUACCGAAACUUCCCCCUGACCAUCUCUGAGCGGUGGCAGCAGGAGGUGGCCGAGACCGUCUUCAACACCAUCAACGCGGAGACUGACCGGUUGGAGGCCCGCAAGAAGGCGAAAAACAAGCAGCUGGGCCACGAGGAGGACUACGCCCUGGGCAAGGACUGCAUCAUGCACGGCUACAUGGCCAAGAUGGGCAACCCCUUCCUGACCCAGUGGCAGCGGCGCUACUUCUACCUGUUUCCCAACCGGCUGGAGUGGCGAGGCGAGGGCGAGGCCCCACAGAGCCUGCUGACCAUGGAGGAGAUCCAGUCGGUGGAGGAGACGCAGAUCAAGGAGCGCAAGUGCCUGCUGCUUAAGAUCCGAGGCGGGAAGCAGUUCGUGCUGCAGUGCGACAGCGACCCCGAGCUGGUGCAGUGGAAGAAGGAGCUUCGCGAUGCCUACCGGGAGGCCCAGCAGCUGGUGCAGCGCGUGCCCAAGAUGAAGAACAAGCCUCGCUCACCGGUCGUGGAGCUGAGCAAGGUGCCGCUCAUCCAGCGCGGCAGCGCCAACGGCCUCUGACUGCCAGCCCGCCUUUUAUAAACCUCUAAUUUAUUUUGUCGAAUUUUUAUUAUUUGUUUUCCCGCAAAGCGGAAAAGGUUUUAUUUUGUAAUUAUUGUGAUGAUCCUGUGGCCCCAGCCUGGCCCAGCUCCCCUGCACCUCCACACCCCAGGGGCCCCGCUUGCCUUGGCUCCUGUGGCCACCCACCCAGCUGUCCCCAGCCCUGACCCCCGCAGGGGUCAUCUGCUUCCAGUGUCUUCCUGUGGGGGGAGAGCAGCAGCCAUAGGCAGCCCUCAGGCCCAGCCAGCGCAGGGCAAGCCACGGGUCUGCUCCAGGAAUUCUCCCACGUGGCCUCCCAUGGAGCACCCUGGGAAAAGGCCCCCAGGAGCUGCCAAGAGUGACUUGGGCUCCUUGGCCACCGCCCUUCCCAUCUCCCUGGACACUGGGCCUGACCAGGUGACGGCAUAGCAGUGGGUGCUGCAUCCCUCCUUGCAGGCCCAGGUUUAGGGACCAGAAAGGCCACUUUUGACUGUGCCAAACCUGCCUGGCUGGGCCGAGCGGCCAGCCUGGGGCUGGGCAGCAGCAGCAGCAGCGGUGGCAGGGGGGCACAGUAGGAGCAGCCCUUCCCUUACCACCCACCCCAGGCCCGUGUCUGUCAGUACCACCACCUGCCACCUCGCUGCAUGCCCCCCGUGCCCAUCGCGCUACUGUGUGUGGUGCUGCCUCCCCCGGGGCUGGGGCGGCGCGCCCUCCCCAUCUCCUCACUCCCGGUGCGUUUCUUUGCCGAUUUUUGAAUGUGAUUUUAAAGAGUGGAAAAUGAGACGAUGCAUUUUUAUAAAAAAUGGUGCCUGA